UAAAAACUCAUACUCUUCCUCACUUCCUUUUUUUUUCCCUUUUCCUUCUCUUCGUACUCAUCUUUUUUCCACCCAUUGUUCAAAAUUUAGACAGAUAUACACGUACCGAAAAUUCUACAAUGAGUAGCUUGGUCUCACUCGUUUUAAAUAAUGCAAACAAGCUGCCCAUUGUUGGUAAUUCUAUUCAACAGGUUAUGUCAACAACAACUGCAACAAUGCAUCAUUUAUUUCAGCAACAGGACACCUCUUGUUUGACGCCACCACCGCCCCCUUAUGAAAAAGAAGAUACCAUACAUACUAAAGCGUUACAGAAAUCAACUUUAUCUCGACUAACAGAUUUUGUUUGGGAGAGAAAAAGUUGUAGCAGAAGCAGUAGCAGCAACGAUGAUGAAACACUCAAUAACAUUACUGCUCACCAGUCAUAUGCUGCCGCAAAGAUCAACAAAGAGAAGGUAGAAGAAGGCUUAGCGCUCAUAAAAAUGGCCGUUGAAGUUUAUAAUAGCUCGACAAUUGUCACAACCGGUUCUGCCAACAAUGACAGUCAAUACACUAUGUCAAUUGAAUUAUAUAUGAUGGGGUUAGAGAAGGUGCUCUCUUCGCUUCCAAUUGAUUCCAAUUUCUUUGUGAAAUCAAGUUUGGAAAGAAAAUUGACCGAAUUAAGAAAGAAACAUGAUCUUGUAAUACGAGCAGCUCAAGAAGAAAAUGAGCAACAAAAUGAACACACAAGGAGAAAACUUACAAAGGAACAGCAAGAUCAAGCUUUGAAUGGCCUUUCAAAUUUGAUUAUCCAGGCUGCUGUUUUAACAGCUAUUGCAUUAAAAAAGAGCCCCAUUCCUGGCCUCAUGAGCAGACUCCUUGAAAUGAUGAAAUACGCUUUGAUUAGACUCGACGAAACUUGCUCCGUUCGUGAAAGAACCUAUAAUUUGACAUAUGCCGGUCUUGCUAAAGCUAUAGAAAUGGAUGAGCAUUUUAAAGUCCAUCAGUUUUUUGCUGAAAUCUUUUAUACUGGCUGCACUGCUAUUUUAAAAGCUGGUAUAGCGUACGCUGAAUGUAAAACCGAUGAAGAUAGUCAAAUGAAGGAAAUAUUAGCGGUAACGGCGGUAGAGGAGUAAGGGUUGAAAACCUUAUCACCUGGAUUCGCUGUGGCACACAUUUGAUACCAUUUGCCUCCCAUAUUUCAGACUCCACACAGACUUUUCCAUAUGCAUGCUUAAAAUUCCUUUCAUCAUAAACCAUUCUCUUCUUUUUUUUCUGCCUU
Molecule: messenger RNA, 1258 nt
Organism: Mycotypha africana
Lineage: Eukaryota; Fungi; Mucoromycota; Mucoromycetes; Mucorales; Mycotyphaceae
Exons: 3
Coding region: 120-1112 (330 amino acids)
Source: RefSeq, a predicted model, not a curated record